AUGAUACGAAGUUUUCUUGGUGCUAGAGGAAGGGUGAUAGACGUGGUGAGGUUCUCGACAAUUCAACGGUAAGAUUUUCUAGAAUUUCUCUUGGUUUUUAGGUAUAAACUCGGAUAAACAAGUGGAUAACAUUUUUUCUUUCGCUGGACAACGAUUUUUCUAGUCCUUUCAAUUGAAUAGAAUAUCGGGAGAUGUUUUUUUAACGUUUGUUUAAGCUGACCUCUCCAGUUUUUAUUUUUUUCUGGUCUAGGUCCUUGGUUUAGAUAGCUCCAAUUGUGGAGGGCACAAAAUGCGAAUAGAACAAAAUCUUAUUAUGGAGUUGCUUUAUUAUGACUUAGUUUUGCUGCUGAAGAAUUGUCAGCCUUUUUGAAUACGAUACCACAAAGUUAUGAAAAUUUUUAUCGAGGCCCGUCAUGGAGAAUAUAGAAGUUCCGUUUUUUGUCAAACUAAUAUAUAAAAUCGGACUUCGAUAGUGAAAUUUUUACAGAUUUCAGUGUUGGAACUGUUCGGAACACCAUGAUCAUCACAAACUCUUCUGCCACAAGUGUAAUGUCAUUCAACCACUCCAUCCCAAGAUCGACUUUUUCUCAUAUUUUGGUCUAAAGCGACGAUUUAAAGUGGACGAUAAGGAAUUGAAAGACUAUUUCCGAAAAUUACAGUCACAUGUGCAUCCAGAUAAGUUCGGAACCGCAUCGGACAAGGAGAAGCAGAUCAGCGAACAGCAUUCCAGCUAUUUGAAUCAGGCUUACAAGACGUUGAGUUCGCCCAGAGAGCGAGCAAAAUACCUGUUGAAGCUUCUGACAGAAGGUGAGUAAUUUUUGAGUUUAUUUUCUUUGAAGGUUUAGGUCAACUUCGUCAUGGAUAAUAUAAAAUUUUCAAAAAAUUCCAGAAAAUUCGGACGAUACAACAACUCCAGACUUUGCUGCCGAGAUGUUUGAGUUUAUCGAGGAAAUCGAAGCCGAAGAGGAUGAGAAGAAGCUCCGCAAACAUUCAGAUCACGUUGAUAGUGAGAUCGAGCAACUUUUGAUCCAAAUCGAGAAUGCGUUCGAUAAAAAUGAACCAUUGACCGCGCGAGCUCUAUUAACACGUCUUCGAUACUUCGAUAGAGCCAAGAAUAUACUGGUGAACAAGUUAGGAGUUGAGUAA
Molecule: messenger RNA, 1146 nt
Organism: Bursaphelenchus xylophilus (pine wood nematode)
Lineage: Eukaryota; Metazoa; Nematoda; Chromadorea; Rhabditida; Aphelenchoididae
Source: the annotation of a GenBank genome assembly